AUGUCCACUCCAGUUGACAACUCUUUGACCGGUCUCAAGGCAUCCACUGCCCAGAUCAUGGCCAUCAUCAGUGGCACCUGGCAGAUUCCCCUGUGUAACAGCUACUUUUCUCUGAAAACACAGGCUCAAGUGAUCAAGGACUAUGGGUCUGGACCCCUGCCCGGCAUUGUGCUUUCAUGCUCCAAGGAGCUAUUGCAUGUCUGGGGCAUGACUCCCCAGGUCUGGCCCAACUGGCACAAUAUUGGAUAUGAUGAUCCCCAUCUCUUGAUGCACAUCUGGCACCCCAAGCUCCUUGCCUGGGAGGCCUUAGGUCUGAUUCCAGUGGACUUUCCCUCCCCACCCAUCCAUGCCAGCAAUGUUGCCAGUCCCUCCACUGACACCACCACUGAGUUCUGGGACAAGGGGAAAGGUAAGGCCAUUGAUGCUGACCUGGAGCCCAAGGCAGAAGGGAGUUGGAAGAGGAAGUCUCCCAUGAUUUCAGGACUCUCCUCCCAACCACCAAAGUCUGCGAUGAAGACUUGCAAGCAUGUGAAGUCCUCUUGCUGGGUGAUGUCCAAGCCCCUAGUGGACUCAGAAGAUGAGGAAGACAUGGGUAUUCAGCCAUUUUCAGGUGGAGUGCUGGAGGUCAUCCUUCCCCAGCUCUUCAAUUCGCCUAGAUCACCCUGGGUUCCAACCAAAAAGCCCUUUGGCCCUGCUACAGUGAUUGCCAGCAGUCACCUGGCAGUCAUCAAGCCCUCCCAGCUGACUCCCAAAAGCCCAGUGGAGGCACCCCCAGUUAUCAAUGGAGGUGAUAUUCUUAUUCCCGGACCAAACAACCCAUGCCAGGUUUGCACCAAGCUAAAGUGGCCCUGUGCAACUCAGUUGGACAAGAGGACUGGAAAUCCAUGUCAAGUGCAUCCCAGCAACUAUGGGUACCCUGCCAAAACGUGUUUGUGGGUCCUCUACCACCCAGAACACAAGGUCCAGGAUGCCCUCCAAGGCUCCCUCCAUUGCUCCCCCCACCUCCCAAUCCAAGGCCUGGACUCACAGUCAGUCUCGUGGCAAGUCCAGAACUCCGGGUGUCGUGGCUGUGACAACCCCCAAGACCCAGACGUGUGGUCACAGCAAGACCAUCACUGCUGGCAAGGCACCCUGCACCAGCUCAUAACACUUCUGUCUUUGAGUUCAGCAGUCCCUGCUCCAGCACCCAGUCUGGCAGUCCCUGCUGCAGCACUCGACCUGCUCAUGCUGGAUCUUCAUGCCAUGGCAAUUGCAAUUUGGGAUGGCACAGCUCGCAUCACCAUUCUCGAGGCUCAUGUGGCAGAGCAGGAUGAGAUGACACCUGCACCCCCAAAAUUUGAGGAUGCCUUUGCCAUUGAGGGCCUCCUGUUUGAGUACAACUGGGUUGUUCAACCAGAGCUUCCAGAUACGUCCAGCAAAAAUGCAGACCCAGGUGAUCUGGGCAACCUGGUCCCAGAAUAUGAUUCUUCCAAUGACAUGGAUGUUGAGGUGAAGGUUGAAGCAUCUUCUGAGGAGGUUGACAUGGCUAUAUAA
Messenger RNA from Suillus subaureus, 1533 nucleotides. RefSeq lists its product as uncharacterized. The coding region runs from base 1 to 1533 and encodes 510 amino acids. NCBI's taxonomy places the organism in Eukaryota, Fungi, Basidiomycota, Agaricomycetes, Boletales, Suillaceae. The record is from RefSeq and is a predicted model, not a curated record. The transcript is spliced from 9 exons.